Molecule: messenger RNA, 1470 nt
Organism: Octopus sinensis (East Asian common octopus)
Lineage: Eukaryota; Metazoa; Mollusca; Cephalopoda; Octopoda; Octopodidae
Product: coiled-coil domain-containing protein 130-like
Exons: 8
Coding region: 1-1284 (427 amino acids)
Biological process (GO): mRNA splicing, via spliceosome
Cellular component (GO): post-mRNA release spliceosomal complex; U2-type spliceosomal complex
Source: RefSeq, a predicted model, not a curated record
AUGGAUCAACAGCGAAUAUACAACCUGCAAGAACUCUUGUAUCAAGUGACCCAGGCAGCAGCAUCACAACCACAACUUCACACCGAAAAGCGUGGUGAUUCCUUGAACAAGGCAGAGAGAAAGGCAGUCAACCGUUACUACCCUCCUGACUGGAACCCCAGUAAGGGGUCAAUCAAUAAGUAUGUUGGUUCUCACCCCCUGCGAGAACGAGCCCGUAAACUCAGUCAAGGUAUACUUGUUAUCAGGUUUGAGUUGCCAUAUAAUAUUUGGUGUGGUGGCUGUAACAGUCAUAUUGGAAUGGGCGUACGUUACAAUGCGGAGAAGAAAAAGACUGGCAACUAUUACAGCACUCCCAUAUAUACAUUUCGCAUGAAGUGUCACUUAUGUGACAACUAUUUUGAGAUCCAGACUGAUCCAAAGAAUCAUGAUUAUGUGAUAUUAAGUGGAGCAAGACGUAAAGAACAGAGGUGGGACCCAAAAGAAAAUGAACAAAUUGUUCCUGAAGAUAAAGACACUCAGAAAAAGCUGGUGAAAGAUGCCAUGUAUAAAUUGGAACAUGGUUCUGAUGAUAAACAAAAACUGGUAACUGGGCUUCCAAGUCUUGCUGAACUGGAAGAAAAACAGGAAGUGUACAGAGAUGAUUUCAUCCUAAAUUCCUUGGCUCGCAGCAAGUUUCGGGAACAUAAAAAAUCUGAACAAGCUUCUCUUGAAGCUGACCAAGAAAUCCAGAAACGAUCCUCGCUGUCAAUUCCUCUUGUUAAAGAGCAUGAAGAUGAUGUUCGACUGGCUGGUUUGUUACAUUAUGAAACAACAAAAGAUUCCAGUAUUUCUCAAAAGGAGAAAAGAAAUCAAAUAUCAGCUGCUCUGUCAAGUUGUGACAAACUCUCUUCCCAUUUAUUGACUCCUUCUCGUGAUAAGAAAUUAGAUAUGGCUAAAAGAUGCAUUGCUGAAUCUCUUCUUAAAAGCAAGAAGAGUGUCUUCGAUGAUCUGCACUUAUCAUCAAGUACCAAAUCACCAUCUUCCACCAACACCACCACCACCACCACCACCAUACACACACCCAGUUCAAUUACAGCAAAGUGUCAAAUUCUGGGAGUCAAACUACCCAAAGGGACUGAAAAAAGUGGUAAAGACAAAUUCAUGAGUUCAAUUAUUCCUGCAAGUUCAGAUUCAGAUCCAAAAUCAGAUUUGUUAAGUUCUUCAAACACUGUAUCUUCAGGUCUGGAUUAUUUGCAAGCUUAUUCUGACAGCAGUGAUGAAGACUCAGAUGAUGAUUCUAAGUGAUUGGACUUUAAUUAUUCUUAAGCUUUCUGUGAUUUGGACUGAUAUAAUACUUUACUCAUUACAUAGUAAUGAGUGAUUCUUAGUUGAAACAGCUGUAAGAUUAUGAUAUAUAUAUAUGCAUGUGUGUGUAUAUAUGUGCAUGUGUGAAUAUAUAUAUGUGCAUGUGUGAAUAUAUAUAUGUAUGUA